AUACAUAGAGGGUACAUACACUGAGAACUGAUAUCCGUCGGUGAUUCAUUUCCCCGACCCGUGGUGUUUUUGUAUUGACACCGCCGCAAUGCAAGUCAACUUAUCCUAUUCACCUGCGCUAACCUGGUAAUCCCACCGCUCCAAUUCGGAGUAAAUCAGACAUCGAAAUGCGCCUCCUAGCCACUGGCAGGGCGCUGCGCGCUAGUAGCGGUCGAUGGUCUUCCGGUAGGAACAUGCGUAUUCCGCUCAUGCACGUUUCGGUCCCUCUCACUCUCCACCGCAGAACCUGGAGCUCGACAACAGCUCUCAGAAACCAAGACUGUACGGAUUCAGAUCAAAAGCCGGUUAUCCGUCCUUCCAUAAAUAAGCAGUCUUUGCCAAUUGAAGGGCAAUCCUACCCGGUAGACCAAUGGACCAACACCCCUGAUACGAUCCUCUCCCACGUCGGAAGACGACUCUACCUCAACGAGGACCAUCCUCUUGCCAUUACCCGGAAGCUCAUUGAAAGCCAGUUCCCGGGUCCGGUCUACGGGAACUACCAUGAGAAGAACCCCGUUGUUUCCACCGCACAGAAUUUUGAUGUCCUUGGUUUCCCGGCGGAUCAUCCCGGUCGUAGUCGCACGGACACCUACUAUGUCAACGAGAAAACGGUUUUGAGAACACAUACCAGCGCUCACCAGCAGGCAUACUUUCAGCAGAUUAAUCGGAAUGAGAAAUUGCGGCCAGAGGAGGUUGGGUAUACGGUUGUCGCGGACGUGUAUCGCCGAGAUGCUAUCGAUCGCAGUCACUACCCUAUUUUCCAUCAGAUGGAGGGCGCUAUGCUGUGGAAACGGCCGGAUGUUGACCCAUUGAAACAUGCGAAGGAAACAGCUGCCAAGAUCGUGGAUGAUCUUAACCGCAUCCCCUCCCACGAUGUUGCCGUCGAGGACCCAAACCCUACCAUCCACGAAAAGCGCAACCCACUGCAGGCGGAGCACCAUACUGCAGAGGAGGUCGAGGCCGUAGCAGCGCAUCUCAAACGUUCUCUCGAGCGUAUGGUGAUCAAGAUCUUCACCGAAGCUAGCAAGGCUGCCGCCGCCGCUAACGGUAACGACUUCAGAGAACAGGAGCCGCUCAAGGUACGCUGGGUGGAGGCAUACUUCCCCUUUACCAGUCCCUCUUGGGAACUAGAAGUAUUCUGGCAAGGCGAUUGGCUUGAGAUCCUAGGCUGCGGUGUCAUUAAACAAGAGUUGCUAAUCAACUCGGACGUGCCCAACCGCAUCGGAUGGGCCUUCGGACUCGGCCUUGAACGCAUUGCUAUGCUUCUCUUUAACAUCCCGGAUAUCCGACUGUUCUGGUCUCGUGACGAGCGCUUCCUUUCCCAAUUCAGGGCUGGUCAUAUCACCCGCUUCGAACCGUUCUCCAAACACCCGGCUUGCUACAAGGAUGUUGCUUUCUGGCUUCCCUCCGCCGCUGUGAGCGGUGGUAGUGCUGCGGGCGGAGCGGUUCCGGUGCACGAGAAUGAUAUCAUGGAAAUCGUCCGUGGUGUUGCGGGUGAUCUGGUCGAGGACGUCAGACUUAUUGAUGAGUUCACUCAUCCGAAGACCGGCAAGAAGAGCAUGUGCUACCGGAUCAACUACCGCAGUCUGGAGCGCACGUUGACGAAUGAAGAGACUAAUGACCUUCAUGAUCAAGUUAGGGAUAAGCUCGUUGGGUUACUUGGUGUUUCAUUGAGGUAGUUGGUCUUAGUUAUUCGGAACCUUGUAUAAUAUCCAGUUACGUAACCAUUCAAUUGUACCAUAUUGUGAAAGCAAAAAUCACCUCGACUUCAAUGACCUAGUCGGCUCUGAUAUAUAAACACAGACACAUGCUUAACAUAUUUCUA
Molecule: messenger RNA, 1864 nt
Organism: Aspergillus alliaceus
Lineage: Eukaryota; Fungi; Ascomycota; Eurotiomycetes; Eurotiales; Aspergillaceae
Product: phenylalanine--tRNA ligase
Exons: 1
Coding region: 168-1718 (516 amino acids)
Biological process (GO): phenylalanyl-tRNA aminoacylation
Cellular component (GO): cytoplasm; mitochondrion
Molecular function (GO): tRNA binding; ATP binding; phenylalanine-tRNA ligase activity
Source: RefSeq, a predicted model, not a curated record